This is a messenger RNA of Pichia membranifaciens NRRL Y-2026, 1604 nucleotides long. RefSeq lists its product as hypothetical. The transcript has a single exon. Gene Ontology annotation, molecular function: protein-folding chaperone binding. Gene Ontology annotation, biological process: protein import into mitochondrial matrix. The record is from RefSeq and is a predicted model, not a curated record. Gene Ontology annotation, cellular component: mitochondrial inner membrane. Lineage: Eukaryota; Fungi; Ascomycota; Pichiomycetes; Pichiales; Pichiaceae. The coding region runs from base 246 to 1469 and encodes 407 amino acids.
GCAAAGGUGGAGGUGAAUUGCUGAGGUCGGGAAACCUACAAAAAGGAGGAAAAGAGAGCUUCAUACACACGCCGCUCCAUUACUUGUACAUAUUGCGCACACAGCAAGCGGUCUCUUGGAAGCUCAGCAGAGACUCUCAUCAAAAGCAGAAACAAAUCAAGCCGUUAUAGAUACUCCCAAUUGUAUAUAGAAUCUGUCAGCGAAAACAAGAACCUGCAUAUAUAAACAGCAUAGAAUAAUCUAGGAUGUACAGACAGAUAACCGUCAGAAACUCCUUGAUGUUGCUAGGAAGUCGUUCCUUCAGUUCAGCACGCACUGUGCUUGCACCAAAAUCUCCAAUGCAAGUCUUCAUGGACACUUUCAAGAAAGAAUGGAAAAAGAGCUCAGAGCUAACCGACCAGAUCAAGCAGUUGAAGAGUGCCACCGAUGAGCUGGGUGACUCCGAAGCGUUCAAAAGAGCCAAGGAGGCCUACGCCACUGCGCAAAAGGGCUCGGGUAAGUUGAGCCAGGGUGUCCAGAGCACCGCCAAGGUGGUUGGUGAUGUUGCAUACAAGGCGUGGGAGUCACCGGUUGGUCAGGCUGUGAAAAAAACAGCCGAAACCACAGCAGAUGUUGUCGAUAAAGUUGUCGAGCCUGUGACCAAAACGAAGGCGUACAAAGACGUUUCUGAAGUUUUCAACGAAGGUUCAUCUUCUUACGGUCUCUAUGAAACCAAGGAAGAGAGACUAAAGAGAAGAGAGAAGGAGCUGGCCAAGAAGCCAAAAACAGUGAAGAGAAACGAGGAGGCAGGUAGCGCUCUGGUUGCAACCGACAUCAAGCCAACCUCGAGUUUCAAGGAGAACCUGAAAAUCGAACCAAACUCAGCUAUUGGCAAGUUUUUCUUGAUUUUGAGAGAAAAAUGGGAAGAAGCAGAAAACCCAUUGUUGGUUUUGAUCAGAACUAUUCUGAACAAAAUUGGUGGGCUAUUUGCUGAGACCGAGGCUGCCAGGGUUGUGAAACAGUUUAGAGACCUAGAUCCCAACUUCACUUCCAUUGCGUUCCAAAAACAGUUAAGAGAAUAUAUUGUGCCUGAAGUUGUUGAGGCUUACAUCCAAGGUGAUGAGAAGGUUCUCAAAAGCUGGCUGUCAGAAGCUCCAUUCAAUAUAUAUGCUGCUAAGCAAAAGCAGUUGAGAGACCAAGGCAUUUUCUCUGACGGUAAGAUUCUCGACAUUAGAGGCGUUGACAUUGCCGCAUACAAGAUUCUUGAGCCUAACAACAUCCCAGUCAUGGUUAUUGGUGCAAGAGUGCAAGAAAUCAAUCUGUACAGAAAGUUUAAGACCGGGGAGCUUGUUGCAGGUAGUGAUGAAGAUAUAUUACUUUCCAGUUACGCCAUGGUUGUAACUAGAGUUCCUGAAGAGAUGGACAAUCCAGAAACCGAAGGAUGGAAGGUGCUAGAAUUCGUCAGAGGUGGUUCUAGACAAUUCACUUGAUGCCAGAAACCUACUGGUAUCCUAUUUUUGACUAUUGGAUACGUCCAUAUCCGUAAAUAAUUACACACACCUUAUCUGUUUUAUAGUUUCUUAACCUGAAUGAAAAUAUUAUGACGAAAAAAUAAACCAAGGAAA